This is a messenger RNA of Leptopilina boulardi, 3960 nucleotides long. It is a transcript of the gene Tmtc2, whose product is annotated as protein O-mannosyl-transferase TMTC2. Gene Ontology annotation, molecular function: protein binding; mannosyltransferase activity. Gene Ontology annotation, cellular component: endoplasmic reticulum membrane. The transcript has 10 exons. Lineage: Eukaryota; Metazoa; Arthropoda; Insecta; Hymenoptera; Figitidae. Gene Ontology annotation, biological process: protein O-linked glycosylation via mannose. The record is from RefSeq and is a predicted model, not a curated record. The coding region runs from base 1137 to 3671 and encodes 844 amino acids.
UCAUCGUUCCAACGUUAGUUUAGCGAAUGCAUCUGGAAGAUGCACCGUGUUGCGAUAGGCACAUUUUUUGCGCCUAUCGUCUAUUAUUCGUCGUUGACCGGCGUCAACAUUUCUUCAGAUUCUCGUUUCUCGCGCCAUAGGCGCCGCUUCCAACACUUAUUUGCACUUUUUCUUUUUUCCUCACAAAUCGCCUUACACAUGAUUAAAGCACCCGAUAGGAACUAAUUUUUACAAUAAAAAAAAUUAUCCAUGGAAAUUUAUUUUUCUUUUAUCCGUGUUUAGUGAGUGCAACUGGAUUUGAUAAUAUACAAUCAAUUUUUCUUGUAGUUUAUAGUGUGAACAAUUUGUUUGUUUUUUUUUUUGAAAUAAACAUUUUUUCAUGAUUCGAUAUAAACGCAAUAGAAAGAGAAGAUAGAGGAAGAUUUGCAAAAAAAUUUCAAAUAUCUUUUUUAAAUAACAAAUUGAAAAAUAAUUUUUUGAAAAAAUAUUUUUUCAAAUAAAAACACCAUAUCUUUAAAAUUUUCAAAAAAAAUUAAAAAUUUUUUUUUUUUGUAAUUAUUUUGAUUCUCAUAAAUUAUCUAUGAUAUUCGCAAAAAAAUUUAUCAUGAUUUUAAGAAUCUAAAAGGAAAAUAAUCUUGAUGGGAAAAGGCCAUAAAAAGUGAUUAAGAGACUAUUAGGAUAUGGUCACAAUACAUAUAGGGAGUUAUAUAUGAUAAAUAUCAAACGAGGGGUUCUCUAAAUCCAAAUCAACAAAAAAAAAAAAAUUUGUGAUUUACGAACAUAGAGAAAAUAAAAACGUGAUUAAAAUUUUGGAAAUUUUUUUUUGUGUAGAUAAUAUAAAAAUAAUAUUAUAAAAAAUUAAAUUCAUAUUCAUCGGUAAUUUAUUAUUAAUCAAAGGGGAUAAAAUUGGGAAAUUAAAACUGGAAGGCCAAUAUCAAAAACAUUUUAAAAUAAAUGAUGAAAAAAUUUUCUUAUUCCCAGUGGAGAAAUUAAGUGAUUUUUGUAUUUUUUUGAAAGUGGUGAUUAGCAAAAUCGCAAAACCGUGUUGGUGUCGUAACCGAACGAGAAAGCCCGUAAGAUCCGCGAAGGUUGUGCAACAAGUUAGGAGAGGGUUGCCUCCACCAUCGCGAUGUGAUAUGGAUAUCCUAGCAGUAGCCUGCGCUCUUGUAGCGACGGCCCUGUACUUCAACACCCUCUACGCAGGAUUCGUUUACGACGAUCGGAGAGCCAUUUUGACAAAUCCAGAUCUAAAACCAACGACAGAAUGGUAUAAACUAUUGGAGAAUGAUUUUUGGGGGACUCCUCUUAAUGAAAAGGGUUCACAUGGUAGCUAUAGACCAUUUUGUGUUGCUACAUUCAGAAUCAAUUAUCUUCUCGGUGGCCUUGAACCCCAAGGUUAUCAUCUCGUGAAUAUUAUUCUUCAUGCAGUUUGUACAGCUCUCGUUGUUCGAAUAGCAAGAAAGAUACUACCGGGGCAUACAUUGGCUCAAGCAAUAGCUGGUUUACUUUUUGCUGUACAUCCAAUACACACUGAAGCUGUUGCCGGUAUUGUUGGUCGAGCUGAUCUUUUGGCCUGUCUCUUUACUCAGACUGCAUUUCUUGCAUACACAGCGCAUUGCGAUCAAACACGAUCGCUUUUACCACUGUUGUUCACCUUGAUCUCAGCAGUCUUAGCUACUUUGGCUAAAGAAACAGGAAUAUCAUCAUUGGCUCUCUGUCUCCUGUGGGAAUUCUGUCACAGCGAACCAAAUAUUCGCAAGAUUUCAACAAAUGGCUAUGGAAAAUGGAGAAGUUCGACAAUCCUCGCAGGAAGUCUGGCAAUGCUGACCCUUGGCAGGCUUAGGAUCAGUGGUGGUAGAGUUCCUGAAUUUGCAAGUGCUGACAAUCCAGUAGCUCGACAUCCCUCGAGAUUAACACGAGGUCUCACAUUUCUCUAUCUACCAGCAGCAAGUGUUAGAAUGCUUCUCUGUCCCAGUACGCUAAGUUUCGAUUGGUCCAUGGAUGCUGUGCCAAGAAUAACCAACUUCAAAGAUUCACGAAAUCUUGAAUCUGUAUGCCUUUAUGCUGCCCUAGGCACUGCAACAUUAUGGGCUGUUCGUCGUGUUCGUUUGUCCAGAGGAAGAGCCAGAUCAAGGUCACGAACAACAUUCGAAUUGUCUUCCUAUUCAAUGUCUACCUCGUCUUGGCCAACAACACCAAAAUGUCCUGUUUGUGCUGGCAGAAAAACAGGAGCUUGUCACACAGAUGGAUGUAGAGCCGCUAAUAAUAAUAAUGGUCCAGUUAACGAUUGCUAUUGUCCUAAAAAGAAAUCAUCAUUAUCAUCAUCAUCAUCAUCAGGGUGUACAUAUUCAUCUCUACUUGUUAUCCUCGGUUUUCUAGUGCUUCCUUUUCUCCCAGCUAGUAAUCUCUUCUUUUAUGUGGGAUUUGUGAUAGCUGAGAGAAUUCUUUAUCUUCCGAGUAUUGGGGCAUGUUUGACAAUUGGAGCUGCAAUUUCUGGAACUUAUGGUGUAGCAAAAAAAUCGGGUUGUAAAAAGGUGGCCAAAGGAAUUUUAGUGUUGACAAUGUUAUUAUUAGGCCUAAUGUCAGCAAGAACAAUUCUUCGAAAUACUGAUUGGUAUGAUGAGGAGAGUCUUUAUAGAUCUGCAUUGCGUGUCAAUCCACCAAAAGCUUAUGGAAAUUUAGGAAGUGUCCUCAGUGCACAAGGACGAGUUGCAGAAGCUGAAGAAGCUUUUGUGCAAGCUCUUCGACAUCGACCAAAUAUGGCGGAUGUUCACUAUAAUCUGGGGAUAUUACAACAAGGCAGACGGAACUACGAAGAGGCCAUUCUCAGCUACCAGAGAGCGAUUCACUUUCGGCCUUCUUUAGCCCAGGCUUAUGUGAAUCUUGGAGCAGCUUUAGCUUCAGUUGGUCGUGGAACGGAAGCAGCUGCGGUUUUGCGCGCUGGCGCUUCUUUGGACGGAUCCGGUCUAAAAGACAGAAGGGCUCACGAAGCUGCCAGAGUACAAGCAUUGUUGCAACUUGGAGCCCUCUAUGCGGAUCAAGGGAGAUUACAGAGAGCCUUAUCUGCAUACAGAGAAGCACUACAUGCACUUCCGGAUCAUUAUCCUCCUCAGAGCGUUUACAAUUUACUAGGAGAGACGUUAUCUCGACUACAACAGUACGCAGAGGCUGAGAAGUGGUUUCAGGCAAGUUUAGCCAGUCAACCAGACCACGUGCCUGCCCACAUCACUUAUGGGAAAUUGUUAGCGCGAAACUCCAGUCGUGUUUUGGAAGCUGAGAGGUGGUUUCUGCGCGCCAGGAGAUUAGCUCCCGAAGACCCAAGCGUACAUUAUCAUUAUGGUAUUUUCCUAACGUCACAAGGACGUUUGGCGGAAGCUGCAGAGGAACAAUUAAGAGCUGCCAUGUUAUCAAAAUCAGAUUACGAUAUGGCAGUUGCGGCAGCGUCGGCACUACGUCGUGUUGAUCGUCGUGAGGAGGCGGAAAUUUGGUAUAGACACGCAAUGGGUCUUAGGCCAAAUGAAGCGCGAAGUCAUACAAAUCUUGGUGCCAUGUUACAUUUAAAUGGCAAAUAUAAACAAGCCGAAGCAGCAUAUAGAGAGGCCUUAAGAUUACAACCAGGCGACGCAACGACAAUGACCAAUCUUCACAAAUUAGCAACACUACUUGCGUGACCCAAAAAUAGUCGAAAAUUUCGACAUUCUCAACGUUCACCUCGACUCGACGUUCGACCUCCUUUAUUUCACUUUGAGAUGAACAAAGAUGACAUGGAGAUUCGAUGACAAUGAAAUAAUGCUUUUCAUUUCUUCAUCAGGGAUCGAUAAUCGUUUGUCUUCUGAUAAACAAAAAACCAAAAUGGAAAAUUCAUUCGCGGGAAUGGCUCAACGUCAAUGAUCGAUGAACGCCAUCCGUUGUAUGAAAAAUGUAAAGAAUAAAGCUUCAUUUAUUUUUCUCUAAAUAAAA